Messenger RNA from Paramecium octaurelia, 1425 nucleotides. Lineage: Eukaryota; Ciliophora; Oligohymenophorea; Peniculida; Parameciidae. The record is from the annotation of a GenBank genome assembly.
AUGACAGAAAAAUCAAGUUAAAAGUUCUCAAAAUUCGCAGGGAAUCGAUUAAGGAUGGUUUAUAAAGCUAUCCCUCAUGUUUCAAGUAUGGAGAAGUAAGUAUAAAUUGAGAACUAAAGAACAGGGUAUAAUCCAAGCAAAUAAAAUGAAGAUCUAUUUAAUGUAAUUCAGAUCAAAUAAGUUAUAGAAUUAUUAAAUACUAUUGCAGUAAAUUGAAGAUUUAUUAGAAAAAAAUUUUGAAAAAUAUAAAAACUCUAUUAUCUCGAAUGCAGAUAAAUUGCUAAAUGGAUAUGAGAAAUUGAAAUGGUUAAUGAACAUAGCAUUUGAAAAACAAUAAUUAGAACUCUCAAAAUGGUUUAAUCAAGAAAGGAAUAAAGAAUAAUAAAAUAAUUAAAAAUUGGAAAAUCAGUAGAAAAAAAAUUUACAAGAUAUAAGUAAGAAACAUGAAGAAGAGAUUGCUUCUAAAUUGGAAGAAAUAAGGAUAUUGAACCAAACUAUUAGAGAAUAAGCCUAAAAGUAGUAGGAAAUUAUUCAAUAAAAGGAGAAUAGAAUAAACAGGAUGGAGGAUGAGAUAGGAUGUCUAAAAGCAAAUCAGGAAGCUCUGCAAUAAUAAAUCUUAAAAAAGGAUAAUAUUUUUUAGGAAGUAAUAAAAGAGGCAAAAAAUAAGAGUUUUGAGGUUUUAGAAAAAUUAAAUCUAUAAAAUGAAUUGCCAAACAUCAAAAUUUAAGAUGAGAAAUUAAAACCAAUCUUAUAACAGGAAGAAGAGAUACGACUACAAAUUAAAAUUUUAAGUGGAAUGGUUGAUGAAGUGUUAAUAAUGAAAUUAUAGAAUUCUCAGGAUGAGCAAAAUUAAGAAAAAAUAGAAUAAAUAGAGAAAAGAUUUUUGAAUUUAAAACAGUAGAUUACAGCUGUCAUUAAAUUUUCAGAAUCAUGUAUUUAUAAAUAAAAGUAAAUAUGGGGUUCAGCAAAAUAAUUUGACUCAUUAAAUUAAUAAGUCAAACCUAUAUUAUAAUUCAUGAAUAUUUUUUCUAAAUUGUUUGAAAAAAUGUAUUAAACAUUCUAGCAAAUACUAGAGAGGAUGGGUUAAUAUUUAAAAGAAAGCAAAGGUAAUUAAAUAUAAAAGUAUAAUGGAAGCCUAAGUACUAAUCUUUCUUCAUUUAUUUAACAUAUAUACCCUCAGAAAGAAACUUAAAGAUUUUACGCAGCAAUAGAGACACAAUCAAAUGAUACAAGUAACUUUUCAUAGAAUUUCUAGUUUCGAGGAAAGAAAGCCAAUCGUAGACAGAAUUUGAUGACUCUUAGAGUUUGGAUGAAAACUAAUAAAUUACUCCUCAGCAAAGUUCAAGUCCCAAGAAGAAGAAUGGAAAAAAACCAUGUUAAAAACAAACACAAAAAUCAAAUUUUAGUAAAAAAGGACGUAUGUGA